AUGCGAGAGGUUAAUUUCAGCAUCCCCAAUGUCAACAAGGCGUCAGUCCAUAUCACCACAACCCUGUAUGACCGACGAGCUUUGGACUGCACUUCAACAUUGCCCCUUAUUAACUCUCUAAACCAUCUGGCCUACCUAACCACUUCCUCUGCGCGGAUUCGAGAUAUCCUUACGGUUGAUGGCGGUGUGGAGCGUCUCGUCUGCAUAUUGAAGGAGGGAAGGAGCAAGGAUGAAAUGCACAUGUGGAAAUGGAAUCUCGCAUUUCAAUGCAUUGUCAACAUCGGAGUACGAGGGUCAGAGAACGUGCGCACGCGUGUCGUUGAGGCCGACAUGGUGCCUGUCAUUGCGACCAUCUUGUGGGACUACAUCUUGGUGAUUGAAAUGGAAAAGGCCAAGGCCGAUGCUGAGCAGGAAAAGCGCAAUGGCUCGAAACACUCCGGGAGCUCCAGAUCAUCCAAGUUAUCGAGAGACUUGACUCAUGACUCGGCUGCGAGGACUUCCUUCUUUGAACACUUGCACGCUGCUGCAGACAACCGCUCCCGUCGUCAAGCACCACCACCGUCACUUGAGCUUCCUCAAUCCUUCUCUCAAGGCUUUGGCGGCGCAGAGACAGGCCCCGCGGAUGGCGGCGUGCUACCUCCUGGCGUUCUUACCUCUCCCCCCGAACGGACAGUCUUCCCGCGCCGCGAGGUACACCAUCACCACCACCACAGCCGGGGACGCGAGAGCAGAGGUUCAAACCACGGCUCUCUGACCUUACAGCCGCCGGCUACCGCAGUUCCUUCUAUGGACACUUCAGACGGGUUCUCAUUGCGCCCAGUCCGCGAGGUAGACAGACUACCCUCCAUGCUGCCGCCUCUCAACACCGGGGUUACCUCGCAUCCCGAUUCGCCGACCACACCAUCUGCACCUCUGCACCGCGGACUCUUAUCUCCGGUCGGACGCAGACUAAGAAGACCCUCGAUUCGUCAUCAGAACUCGACUGGUGACAAUGAUGAUAUGAGCAUGGAAGAUGUGGCUGGAGCCGACGACGAACUGCUCGACGCCGAAGGUGCUGCUGAAGGUCGAAGCAGGGAUCAGACGCGUGAUCCCAGUCCUAACGAGAUGGACGGACGCCAGCCCCUGACUUUAGCCAUUCCUCCGCCGCAAACUCGAGAUAUUGACGAUGUAGAUAUUGCUCAACAAACACCGAUCACAGGCGGCAUGGGCAAUCCCUUAGGUGGGACGAUCCACGACACGUUGGGUAUUUCGCCUAUUCCUCCUCCGCCAGCCACUGCCGCUUCCCCUGCUAUACCGCUCAAUGCAUACCCCAACUUCUUUCUGCGAAAUGCCACCGCCACAGCCUCAACUACAGCUCUCAUGCCACGAGAUGAGGACGUUCUGAUGGGGCUGCAGUUGUUAGCAUAUAUAUCAAAAUACUGCUAUCUCCGCCACUACUUCCAACAAACUCAUCUGGUCCCAAGACUCAGGAUCGAUCGAGAGGUCGAAAAGAUCUACGGACCCGUUCGAGGUUGUCCACCACUUCCGCAACCCACCGAAGACGAAGAAGAGGAGUUUCUGCAACCCGACGACUACAAUAUCUUCCCUCUAGUUGAGAAGUUUACUGUCCGUCAUCAUUCGAAGGACAUGCAAUAUUGGGCGUGUGUAGUCAUGCGCAAUCUCUGUCGGAAAGAUGACGCUCGAGGAGGGAUUCGGCAGUGUGCCAAUUACAAAUGUGGCAAGUGGGAAGAGUUCACACGCCAAUUCGCGAAGUGCAGACGCUGCCGCCGGACUAAGUAUUGCAGCAAGGAAUGCCAACGAGAAUCGUGGAGUAUGCAUAGGCACUGGUGUCACUUGGAGAAUGCGUACCUCAAUCGACGCGGCAAUGCUUGA
Cladophialophora yegresii CBS 114405 is the source of this 1872-nucleotide messenger RNA. RefSeq lists its product as uncharacterized. Gene Ontology annotation, biological process: establishment or maintenance of cell polarity; ubiquitin-dependent protein catabolic process. The transcript is spliced from 2 exons. Lineage: Eukaryota; Fungi; Ascomycota; Eurotiomycetes; Chaetothyriales; Herpotrichiellaceae. Gene Ontology annotation, cellular component: MUB1-RAD6-UBR2 ubiquitin ligase complex. The record is from RefSeq and is a predicted model, not a curated record. The coding region runs from base 1 to 1872 and encodes 623 amino acids.